Molecule: messenger RNA, 480 nt
Organism: Annulohypoxylon truncatum
Lineage: Eukaryota; Fungi; Ascomycota; Sordariomycetes; Xylariales; Hypoxylaceae
Exons: 2
Coding region: 1-480 (159 amino acids)
Source: RefSeq, a predicted model, not a curated record
AUGUUUGGUCAAAAGAAAAUCGGUUCUGCCGCUGCUCUAGUAGCGCUCGUUCAGCUCUGCCCGGCCCCUUUCCUUCUCGCAAUCCCCGAAGCAGUUACUGCCGGGUUAGGAGGCGCUACAGCAGUAAUCGGUGCGACAGCCGGCGUAGUUGGCGACGUUCAAAAUGCGCAUCACAACAGCCGCUCAGUGCCGGUGUUUCGAGUCCCAAAAACCAGGCGGCAGGGCCAGAAUGAGCUCGCUUGGAAAGAGUGCCAUGACCAGCUCAGCUCGGCUCAUGUAACCUUUUCCGGCCCCUCCGCAGGCAAUGUGCUUGUUAAAGGAGUCCCAUCCGCCUGCAUGACACUCGUCACAGUCAUCACCGGAAAAUACGACGAAGGUAACCCGAUUGCCGAGGGUUCAGACUCCAUCAUGUUCCAAAAUCUUUCCAACGAUGAUAUCAGCCAAAUUGAGAGUGCUCUCAAGGCCCACUCUAAGAUCUAA